CCUCCUCCUCCUCCUCCUCCUCCCUGCCCGCUUGCCUGGCUUUCUCUCUUUCUAUCCUCCGCCUCUCUCCUGUGUCCCCACACAAACACACGCCCUGCAGCAGCAGCAGCAGCAAGCAUACACUUUCCAUCGACCUCCGUACAUUCACUUGUUCCACACCAGAGAGUAGGAACGCAGACAAUAGGAGGAUGUCGCCAAGCGCGGCCUAUAGCCUGAGCCUGGAUCAGGCCCGGCAACUGCUGGUCCAGUGUCUCAUGAGCCAGUCGAUUUUCUCCGCUGACCAACUCAACCGGAUAUGGGCCGAGUUGAGCUUGCGGGUGUCUCCGUCUAGCCUCUCCGGGGAACCGGCUCCAUCACUCACGGCAAUCCUCAACAUCGCCAAUCGCAAACUCACUCCGCUGGGCUUCCGUGUGGUCAACUUCCCGAGCCACUUUGACCCGACCACCUCGUACUACGUGUUUGCGAACCUCGAAGAUGAUGAAUUCUCCAAAAAGACAUCUCUCUCCACGAUGGAAAUCCUGUACUUUGAGCUGGUGAUUCGUCGGGUGGUCGAGUCCCCCGGCUGCGUCGCCGACCGACGGGAUCUGCUGAACGUUCUGAAUGAUCCACUUCCACAUGCAUCAACGCAGGACGCCACCACUCAAGGCGAGGGCUCGAUGGAUGGGGGCGCCAGUGCCCCCCUGCCGCAGCGCUUGAAUAUGACCAAGCUCGAGGCACAGAACCUUCUUAAUCAGUUCAUCUGGGAAGAGUGGCUGUCUGAGUUCAGCCAGGAGGCCAUCGAUGGACUGCCAAGCAUGGACGUGAUGCCGACCCCGGGGAUGGUCACUCUCGGUCCACGGGCGUUUGUCGAUCUCAAGCCCUACCUCGCGCGAAUGUACAACACCCCAGACGAGCCGGAGCAGCAAUUGCUCUUUGAAUGCGCCGUUUGCCGCGGCCUGGUUGGAUUUGGGCUUUCGUGCCGCUCGAUCAACUGCCCAGGGCGGGUGCAUCUGUCCUGUGCAGCUCGACGGCCCGAGUGCCCCGCCUGUGCCGCGCCUUGGGACACACGCCGCCCUCCUGAGUCACCCCUCGACGCUUGAUCGAGCGAGUAGAGCCCCCGCGAAGGCCGGGCAUCUGCAUCCGAAGGUGGCGACGAGCGCAUGGGCCUCCUUGGCACGGCUCCUCAUAAAUAAAGGGGUGAUGCUCGCCA
Molecule: messenger RNA, 1189 nt
Organism: Fonticula alba
Lineage: Eukaryota; Rotosphaerida; Fonticulaceae
Exons: 6
Coding region: 189-1079 (296 amino acids)
Biological process (GO): double-strand break repair via homologous recombination; DNA damage tolerance
Cellular component (GO): nucleus; Smc5-Smc6 complex
Molecular function (GO): ubiquitin-protein transferase activity
Source: RefSeq, a predicted model, not a curated record